CCGCCGCCUGCAUUCCGGACCCCAACCCGCGCCUGCGCCACGCCGAUGCCAAACCUGGCAGUCGCCACCUCGGGAGCCUCCGGCGUCGCCUUCGCAAACUUGAGCGGCCCUGGCGAGGGCGGAGGCGGCCAGAGGAGCCGGGCUCGGCUGCCUCCCUGCCCCUCACCUUGCGCGCCGCCCCUCUUCCCCUGCGCGCUGCGCCCUCCUUGCCCGCCAGCUCGCCGGGCUUUCUGAUCCCGGCGCCUGAGCGCUCGGGGGCUUCGGCGCUGCCCGCCCGGCUCUGCCCCGGCCAGCAGCCUGCUGAUCGCGCCCUCCGCCGCCCGUCUCGCUCCCCUCCCUGCUUGCGCGGGUGAGAGGCGCGCCGGGGGGAGCAGCGAAGCGCUCCCCUCUUUUCGCAGCGGCCGUGCGCUUGGCCGUCCCUGCUGCUGCCGCCUGCAACUCCAUGGCUGGGCAACAGUGGGACUGGUUUCAGCGGGAGGAGAUGAUCGGGCAGAUUAGCGACAUGCGAGUUCAAAACCUCCAAGUGGAGAGGGAAAAUGUACAGAAAAGGACAUUUACCCGGUGGAUAAAUCUGCAUUUGGAAAAGUGCAGCCCUCCUCUGGAAGUGAAAGAUUUGUUUGUUGAUAUUAAAGAUGGCAAAAUUUUGAUGGCCUUACUGGAGGUUCUCUCAGGACAAAAUCUGCUGCACGAGUACAAGCCCUCGACCCAUCGCAUUUUUCGUCUCAACAAUAUUGCAAAAGCCCUUAAAUUUUUGGAGGACAGCAAUGUAAAACUGGUUAGCAUUGAUGCUGCGGAAAUAGCAGAUGGAAACUCUUCCAUGGUCCUGGGCCUGAUAUGGAACGUAAUCCUGUUUUUUCAGAUUAAGGAACUUACAGGCAACCUCAAUAGAAAUUCCUCCUCUUCCAGCUUGUCAUCUGGGCCCAGCGGGCCUGACUCAGACACAUCUCAUCCCAGCACCCCUAAUGUUGAGAGAAGCAUGUCUGUCUCAGUGAAGGAUCAGCGAAAAGCAAUCAAGGCCCUUUUAACCUGGGUUCAAAGGAAAACUAGAAAGUAUGGAGUUGCAGUUCAGGAUUUCACCAGCAGUUGGCGAAGUGGUCUUGCUUUCUUAGCUAUAAUCAAAGCAAUAGAUUCUAGCUUGGUAGACAUUAAGCAAGCUUUGGAUAAAUCAUCUCGAGAAAAUUUGGAGGAUGCCUUCACUAUCGCGCAAGACCAUCUGGGUAUUCCAAGACUCCUGGAGCCAGAAGACAUCAUGGUCGAAUCACCUGACGAACAAUCAGUGGUGACCUAUAUUGCACAAUUCUUGGAGCAUUUCCCAGAACUGGAAGGGGAAGAUUUUUCAGACCCAGACAAGGAAUUUCCAAUUGAAUCUACUUAUGUCCAUGUCAAAGACACACCAGGGGAAGAAAAACCAGAGAAGAUCUUAAUUCUGAAUGAAAACGGAGGACAUGCUUACACCACUCACUGGGACAGAAGCCAGUCGCCGCCUCCAAAAAUCCAUGUUCUUGGUCUGCCUCUUGAUCAGGAGGACCAGAAUCUGUAUACGGCGAAUAAACUCCACGACAACCUACAUCAAUCAUUAUCUGAUGACUCAGAGACUCUCACAGAAUUGCUGCAUUCAGAAGAUCCUCAGAGACCCACCUCUCUGCCAGUUAUAGAAUCUGUUGGUUUUCAGUCCAGCCCUGUUACUAACAUUCUUGCCGAUAAACUAAAUGGGCCUGAAGGACAUCCAGUGAACACGCACGAUUCGCCGAAGAAGAAUGAUGAGCUUCCACCUAAAGUCCUUGUGAAUAGCGGCAAAUAUUUUAUUGACCCGUUUGGUUCUUCAGAAGACUCAGCUCAAGAAUCUCUUGAUGGAAAGACUUGCUCAUUACCUCAGGCUUCAUAUGAAUCAGGUCUGAGGAAGGAAUCUGUCCAGCCCCCAUCAGGUUCUCCAGUGGAACAGACUGCAAAUCAAUAUGUAUUACAAAUGCUGCACGAGGAGAUAGCUAAACUUCCAGAAACGCUUUAUUCCGGUGACUUAGAAGCCGAGACAUCUAAUUUCACGGAUAAUUCAGAGACGUCUUUACCUUCUCCAUCUGAACGUCUCUCCCUACCAAUUAGAAACACUCCCAAGAGCUUAGAUAUUACUAAUGAAGGCACCUCGUUGCCUCGAAUGAUAACAAAUUCUUCUAAAGUUUCUGUAAUUCCCCAUGACCUCUUUUAUUAUCCUCAUUAUGACGUUCCUAUCUCAGAAGUCCUGGAUGCCUUUGCUGCCCCUGGCAUGGAUUCUUCUCUUUCUGAAAACAAUAAAAUCUGUCCUGAGGUUUUAGGGAACAGUUUAGCUGAGAAAGAGUCACUUGCCCUCACUCACAAUGAGGCUCAUCUAAAGCUAGGCCAGUCUGCCAAUGCGGAGGUCUCACCAACACCAACUGAUGACAAAAUCUUAGGAAAACAAAAGAAAAACAGUUGCAGCCUUACCAAGUCUUCCCUGAACAAUUCAGAGGUUACUGUAGUGGGAAAGAGUGCUGUGCCUAAAGCCAAGAGUAAUGUCACCUCUUCUCAGAAAGAUUCUACACGCUCUGAUGUCCCUGCGAUCGUGGUAAACCAAUUUGAUACUACAGUAGCGCCGGAAGAAAGAAAAACGACAGAAGAAAGAACUAAAAGAAAAGAAAAAAGGAAGAACAAGGCCAUUUUCCAAGGAGAAAAUGCCCAAGGUGCAAAAGCUGGCUCUACUCGGUUGCUAGAUAAGCUAGAAGAAGAUUCUGCUGAUCAUCAGGGGCUCUCAAGGGCCUGCCACAGUGAUCCCAACGUUGUUUUCCAAAGAACCACUGAUUCAGCCAGUAAGGAAAGCGGUAGUACAGAUGAACAGAAAAGCGUAGCUGCAAGUGAAAGUUUGACUUCAACCAGGAAGAGAAAAGGCCUAGAAAAGGACGGUCCAGACAAGGCAGUUCCACAAAGCAGCACUUCGCGGUCAGACCAGCCUGAACUGUUUUAUUUCAUCAUUUUCCUCUGGGUGCUUGUCUAUUGCUUAUUGCUCCUCCCACAGCUUAUUAGCAGCUCCCUUUGAUCCCUGUGAGUGAGUCAGAAUAAUAAAAGACAGCGGCUUGAUUUGU
Messenger RNA from Eublepharis macularius, 3092 nucleotides. It is a transcript of the gene CLMN, whose product is annotated as calmin. Gene Ontology annotation, molecular function: actin filament binding. Lineage: Eukaryota; Metazoa; Chordata; Lepidosauria; Squamata; Eublepharidae. Gene Ontology annotation, biological process: nuclear migration. The transcript has 13 exons. The coding region runs from base 443 to 3046 and encodes 867 amino acids. Gene Ontology annotation, cellular component: nuclear outer membrane; meiotic nuclear membrane microtubule tethering complex; cytoplasm. The record is from RefSeq and is a predicted model, not a curated record.